UCCUGGCAGCUAAACAAACCAACAAACCAACUGAUUGAUCCAGACGUACCAACUUUGCUGGAACUCAAUAGUAGGGUAGGUCUGUUGCUAACAAUAAGAUGAGUAAAAAAUAAAGAUUGUGUGUUACGUUUAAAAAUCACUCCGGUGCAACUCAAAAAAGCUGCCGAAGAGUGCGGUCCGACCACCCGGCAUCACGAUUUUGACGUUAGUUUUGAUUUCGAUGGUAAAUAAAUUCCACCUCUAUUGCUACGUAUAAUCAGGUAUGUUUUCUUGAAAAUGAAACUUCAUCUGGCAAAUUACCGAUGACUACUGAUGAUUUUACAUUCAAGGUGCAAUAUGAUUAAAAACGUUCGCCGCAUUUGUGUACGGAUAUCAUCCAUACGGGGAUAUUCCACCGCAUCUAAGACAGACAGUCAAAAACUUGAGCUAGAAUUCCUCGGUCAAAAGUAUCCGAGAGAUCAUUACACUAAUAUAACGGCUAAAAUAGCCAGAUACCUCGGUCGAAACUUGCAUACAGUACCAAAUCACCCAUUGUCACAUGUGAGACAAAGAAUCACUGACUAUUUUUAUAAGGCUUUCCCAAACAGACUUGGUAAUCCAGUGUUUAGUAUACAUGACAACCUGAGGCCAAUCGUAACAGUUGAACAGAAUUUUGAUUCAUUGCUUGUUCCAAAAGAUCACCCUAGUAGAAGCAAAAGUGAUUGUUAUUAUAUCAACUCCAAUACUCUGCUCAGAGCUCACACAACUGCUCAUCAGUCAGAGCUCAUUUCUAUGGGACUCAAUAAUUUUAUCGUCAUUGGAGACGUUUAUCGCAGAGACGAUGUUAACGCCACCCAUUAUCCUGUCUUCCAUCAAGCUGACGCUGUCAGACUUCAGACACAAGAUGAACUAUUUCAAGGUGUAGAAAAUUCUGUGGAUUUAAAGAUAUUUGAGCACAGGGGUUCGGAAGACACAAAUAAGCAAGGGUGUCAUACAUUAGAAGCUACUAAAAUCAUGGAACAUGAACUGAAAACUGUUUUGACUGGAUUAGUACAGGCUCUUUUUGGCAAAGACAUCAAAUACCGUUGGGUGGAAGAAUUUUUUCCAUUCACUCAUCCUUCUUGGGAACUUGAAAUAAAGAAAAAUGAACAAUGGAUCGAAAUUUUGGGCUGUGGUAUUAUGCGACAGGAGAUAUUGCAAAGAUCUGGGGCCGGUGAUCGCAUAGGUUGGGCUUUUGGCAUUGGUUUAGAACGCAUUGCUAUGUCUUUAUACAAUAUCCCAGACAUCAGACUGUUCUGGAGUACUGACUCUGGUUUUCUGCAUCAAUUUCAAGUUGGGGAUCAUAAUACACCAAUUGUAUAUAAGCCUGUCAGUAUCUAUCCACAAUGCACAAAUGACCUCAGUUUUUGGAUACCAAAAGGAGAGAAUUUUUCGCCUAACGAUUUCUUUGAUAUAGCCAGAGAGGUUGGGGGCGAUGUAAUUGAACAAAUUUUGCUAGUAGAUGAAUUUACGAACCCAAAGACUCAACAGACCUCUCAUUGCUAUAGAAUUAUCUAUAGACACAUGGAACGCAAUCUGACGAAAUUUGAAGUCAAUAAUCUUCACGGAAGAAUCGGAAGAACUGUAGCAGAGAGAUUCAAAGUUGUUAUUAGAUAAUUAGUCCAUUAAUAAACCAUGUUUGUUAAC
This is a messenger RNA of Athalia rosae (coleseed sawfly), 1665 nucleotides long. It is a transcript of the gene PheRS-m, whose product is annotated as probable phenylalanine--tRNA ligase, mitochondrial. The record is from RefSeq and is a predicted model, not a curated record. The transcript is spliced from 4 exons. Gene Ontology annotation, biological process: phenylalanyl-tRNA aminoacylation. Bases 313 to 1635 code for a protein of 440 amino acids. Gene Ontology annotation, molecular function: phenylalanine-tRNA ligase activity; tRNA binding; ATP binding. Gene Ontology annotation, cellular component: cytoplasm; mitochondrion. Lineage: Eukaryota; Metazoa; Arthropoda; Insecta; Hymenoptera; Athaliidae.